UAUUUCAAAGUUGUUCUGAAAAUUAAGCUUAAAGUACACACGAUGUCGUCCAAGGUCACCCCCACACUUUGCAUGGUAGUCCUCCUCCUCUUCUUCUCAAUAACCAGCAGGGCUCGGCCAGGUCCUGGCAUUACCAAUGAUCCAGUGGAAGAGCUUGUACAUCAGGGCGUUGAUCAUGAUCAAGCUGCAGAAAAAGUGACGGUGGAGGAGAGCUGCGAAGGUGUUGGCGAAGAAGAGUGCUUAAUGAGAAGAACUCUUGCGGCUCAUAUUGAUUAUAUCUACACACAGAAGCAAAAACCAUAGAAUAAUAUCUUCUCUAAUUUCUUUCCUACUUCUGUAUUGUACCAUACAUUAUAUUUGUUGAGAGAGGCUAUAUAUAUUUUUAUUAAUUAGUUUCUGAGAAUUAUUUUCAUGUACCGUACUUCUAGUUUGUCCAUUUUGUUGGAUAUAAAUAGAGAGUAUAUAUUGUUGAUU
This is a messenger RNA of Morus notabilis, 474 nucleotides long. Its product is annotated as phytosulfokines. The transcript is spliced from 2 exons. The record is from RefSeq and is a predicted model, not a curated record. Gene Ontology annotation, biological process: cell population proliferation. Gene Ontology annotation, cellular component: extracellular region. Lineage: Eukaryota; Viridiplantae; Streptophyta; Magnoliopsida; Rosales; Moraceae. Bases 43 to 303 code for a protein of 86 amino acids. Gene Ontology annotation, molecular function: growth factor activity.